Molecule: messenger RNA, 9108 nt
Organism: Ochlerotatus camptorhynchus
Lineage: Eukaryota; Metazoa; Arthropoda; Insecta; Diptera; Culicidae
Product: mucin-19-like
Exons: 5
Coding region: 121-8445 (2774 amino acids)
Cellular component (GO): extracellular region
Molecular function (GO): chitin binding
Source: RefSeq, a predicted model, not a curated record
AACCAGCCACAACGGAUCAGUUUUUGACAUACCGGCCUACGUCCCAGGACUUUUUCCCUUUGGACCAGUGACUUUCAACGACGAGCAGGAGGCGAGACAGAGAAGAAUCCCAGCAAAAUCAUGGCUAACCCACAGGCACUGUGGGCGUUAGUCCUUCUCGGCACUUGGGCGCUGCUGCCGGCGACGAUCGAAGGCGCCACUGCCCGAUUCAAGUGCCAAGAGGAAGGAUUUGCAGCUGAUCCCAAUGAUUGCAGUGCUUUCUACCGAUGCGUACAGGAAGAUGACAAACUAACAGCGUACACAUUCCGUUGUGGACCGGGAACCGUAUUCUCCGAAGUUGAAAACAUCUGCGUCCAUCCGAGCGACUCUGAACGACCGGAAUGUGGCGGCGGAAACAACGAGCUCGAUGGGCCUAUGAACGAAGAAUCUAUUAAUAAUGGCAGCCCUGCUGAGUCACAAUCCCCACAGCAACCGGAAUCACAGCAUCCAGAGCCUCAACAACCAGAACCACAGCAACCUGAACCACAACAACCAGAACCAAAACAACCAGAACAACAGCAACCUGAACCACAGCAACCUGAACAACAGCAACCAUCGGGAUCAGAGCAGGCCUCAAAUUCCGAAAAUGAAAAUGAUCUCAGCUCCGGAAGCGAAGGCAGCGAUAAUGGUACCGACAAUUCGGAAGCUCCGUCCAGUGAGCAUCCUGCUGCUAUGGCAGAUAACUCGCCAUGUACCGACGAUGGUUUUAUUGGAGAUACCGAUGACUGCCAGAUGUUCUACCGGUGCGUAUCGAACGGUCAGGGAGGUUUCACUAAAUAUCCCUUCCGUUGCGGUGACGGAACGGUCUGGGAUGACCAGAUUAACUCGUGCAACCACGCCAACGCUGUCGAACGGUGCCAACCGAAAACCGCAAAUGACUACGUAACGAAUUCGGAAAGCUUCAGCCAAUCGAAUGCUUCUCAGGAGCAUAAUAUGACCGAAAACAACAGUUCAAUGUCGGCAAAUGGAGCAACAACUAAUAUGACGUCUUCGGCAAGCAGCAGCAAUAGCAACAUAAACAACUAUCAGAACAUGACUUCCUCGACCAGCGAUGGACAAGGAUCAUCUUCUUCGAGUAGUUCCAGCGCUAGCAAUAGUAGCAGCAGCAGUAGUAGCAGCUCGAGCAGUUCUUCAACGACAAGCUCAUCGUCUGGCAGCGGAGGUUCAAGCAACAAUAAUCAAUCGAACAACCAGAAUCAAGGUUCAAGCAGCAGUAACAACAACAACAACAACAACAACAACAACAACAACAACAACAACAACAACAACAACAACCAAGGUCAGAAUCAAUGGUCCAAUCAGCAGCAGUCGUCUAACAACCAAUGGAACAAUAAUAACCAAGGUCAAAACAAUCAAAACCAGUGGUCUAAUAAUAAUCAAAAUAAUCAAAACAACCAAAACAAUCAAUGGAGCAAUAGUAAUCAAAACAACAAUAAUCAAAAUAAUCAAGGUCAAAACAAUCAAAAUCAAUGGUCCAAUAAUAAUCAAAAUAAUCAAAACAAUCAAUGGAGCAGUAGCAAUCAAAAUAAUCAAGGUCAAAGCAACCAAAAUCAAUGGUCCAAUAAUAAUCAAAAUCAAAAUAAUCAAAACAAUCAAUGGAGCAGCAGCAAUCAAAAUAACCAAGGUCAAAACAAUCAAAAUCAGUGGUCCAAUAAUAAUCAAAAUCAGAAUAAUCAAAAUAAUCAAAACAAUCAGUGGAGCAACAAUAAUCAAAAUAGUCAAGGGCAAAACAAUCAAAAUAAUCAAAAUAACCAAAACAACCAGUGGAACAACAAUAAUCAAAAUAAUCAAGGGCAAAACAAUCAAAAUCAGUGGUCCAAUAAUAAUCAAAAUCAAAAUAAUCAAAAUCAGUGGUCUAAUAAUAAUCAAAACAACCAAAACAAUCAAGGUAGUAGCAAUCAAAAUGGUCAAAAUAAUCAAAACAACCAAUGGAAUAAUAAUCAAAAUAAUCAAAAUAAUCAAAACAAUCAAAACAAUCAAUGGAGCAGCAGUAAUCAAUCGAAUAAUAACAGCCAAAAUAACCAGAACAAUCAAAGCAACCAAUCGGGUAGCAACAAUCAGAGCCAGAGCAAUCACAACAGUCAAUCAAACAAUAAUAAUCAAGCCUCUCAAAGUGGCCAAAGCAGUUCACAACAACAAUCCAGCAGUAGCAGCCAAUCAAGUAGCAACAAUCAAAGUAAUCAAGGAUCUACCAACAAUCAAUCUAAUAACAGUAAUCAAAGCAAUCAAGGAUCCAGCAACAAUCAACAAACUAGCAAUAAUAACAAUAGCAACCAAAAUAACUCCCAGUCAAACAACAAUAAUAAUCAACAAACAAGCAAUCAACAGUCCAACAAUAAUAAUAAUAAUAACGAACAAACGAAUAAUCAAGGUCAAAACAAUCAAAAUCAGUGGUCUAAUAAUAAUCAAAAUCAAAAUAAUCAAAACAACCAAAACAAUCAAUGGAGCAGCAGCAACCAAUCGAAUAAUAACAGCCAAAAUAACCAGAACAAUCAAAGCAACCAAUCGAGUAGCAGCAAUCAGAGCCAGAGCAAUCAAAACAGUCAGUCAAACAAUAAUAAUCAAGCCUCUCAAAGUGGCCAAAGCAGUUCACAACAACAAUCUAGUAGUUCCAAUCAAUCUAAUAACAACAAUCAAAGCAAUCAAGGAUCUAGCAUCAACCAAUCUAAUAACAGCAAUCAAAGCAAUCAAGGAUCUAGCAAUAAUCAAUCUAGUAACAGUAAUCAAAGCAAUCAAGGAUCCAGCAGCAAUCAAUCUAAUAACAGUAAUCAAAGCAAUCAAGGAUCAAGCAACAAUCAACAAACUAGUAAUAAUAACAAUAGCAACCAAAAUAGCUCCCAAUCUAACAGCAAUAACAAUCAACAAACAAAUAAUCAACAAACAAACAAUCAACAAUCCAACAAUAAUAAUAACGGACAAACAAAUAAUCAGCAAACCAACAACAACAACUCUCAAACUUCAACAAAUACACAAACCUCAUCUACACAAUCCACUACAACCCAAACACAAACAACUGAAACUCCCACAACACAAUCUCAAACAACACAAGUACCAUCUACACAAGCUCCUGCUACAGUAGCCCCAAUCACACAAGGACCAACAACACAAGCUCCAACGAUUGAAGCUUCAACAUCGCAAAGCUCAUCAACACAAGCUCCUACUACACAAGCUUCAUCGAUGCAAUUUUCGACAACACAAGCGCAAACAACACAAGCACCAACAACUCAAGCACCAACAACACAAGCACCAACAACACAAACACAAACAACACAAGCACCAACAACACUAGCACCAACAACACAAGCACAAACAACACAAGCGCAAACAACACAAGCGCCAACAACACUAGCACCAACAACACAAGCACAAACAACACAAGCACAAACAACGCAAGCGCAAACAACACAAGCACCAACAACAUUAGCACCACCAACAACACAAGCGCCAACAACACAAGCACAAACAACACAAGCGCAAACAACACAAGCAUCAACAACACAAGCACCAACGACUCAAGCACCAACAACACAAGUUCCGACUACGGGGGUUCCAACAACACAAGCCACAUCUACACAAGACACAACCACACAAGCUCCCUCAACGGAAGCACCCACAACACACGCUCCAUCAACACAAGCUCCAACAUCACAUGCUUCUUCUACACAAGUUACGACUUCACAAAGUCCUACAACGGAAGCUCCUAUCACACAUUACACGACUACACAAGCUCAUUCAACAGAAGCUUCCACAACACAAGCUCCCAUCACUCAGGACACUACAACAGAAGCUUCAUCUACACAAACACCACCACCAUCACCAACAACAACACAGGAGGCUACCUCGGAGCCUUCGUCCACUCAAGCACCAUCCAACGUGGAAACAACCACUACAUCAACACAAACAACCACAACGACUACACAGGCCACUAUGGUUACUCAAGCCAUUUCAACCUCAACAACAUCGACUGAAUCUACCACUCUGUCUCCUACAGCUUCAACUGAAGACAGCACGAAUCCAGAUCUCAACGAAGUUCAAGCUACCUCAAGUACGACAGCUGCUACCACUACUACCACAGUUUCGUCAAGCUCACAAACUACCACCGCACCAGCUUCUUCCUCGUCCGGCAGCUCACCUGCUUGUACCGGUGAUGGCUUCAUGGGUGAUCCUAACGACUGUCAGAAGUUCUACCGAUGCGUAUCCAAUGGACAGGGAGGAUAUACCAAAUACGACUUCAAGUGUAGUGAUAAUACGGUUUGGGAUGAUAGUAUCCAGAAUUGUAACCAUGCAUGGGCUGUUGAAAAUUCGCGAUGCGGCCAAGGAAUGUCACAAGGAUCAGGAAGUGGAGGAUCCCAAGGACCAAGCAAUAACAAUCAAGGUUCAAGCGGUCCGAGCAAUAACAACCAAGGUCCAAAUGGUCCCAACAACAACAACCAAGGUCCAAAUGGUCCCAACAACAACAACCAAGGUCCAAAUGGUCCCAACAACAACAAUCAAGGCCCAAAUGGUCCCAACAACAACAACCAAGGUCCAAAUGGUCCCAACAACAACAACCAAGGUCCAAAUGGUCCCAACAACAAUAACCAAGGUCCAAAUGGUCCCAACAACAACAAUCAAGGCCCAAAUGGUCCCAACAACAACAACCAAGGUCCAAAUGGUCCCAACAACAACAACCAAGGUCCAAAUGGCCCUAACAACAACAACCAAGGUCCAAAUGGUCCCAACAACAACAACCAAGGUCCAAAUGGUCCAAACAACAACAAUCAAGGUCCUAAUGGUCCAAAUGGUCCAAAUGGUCCAAAUGGUCCAAAUGGUCCCAAUGGUCCAAAUGGUCCAAAUGGUCCUAAUAGUCCUAAUGGUCCAAAUGGUCCAAAUGGUCCAAAUGGUCCAAACGGUCCAGAUGGUCCCAGCGGACCUGAUGGUCCUAGUGGUUCCAACAAUAACAACCAGGGCUCAAGUGGUCCCAGCAAUAACAAUCAAGGUCCAAACGGUUCAAACAACAACAACCAAGGCCCAAAUGGACCCAACAACAACAAUCAAGGUUCAAAUGGUCCCAACAACAACAACCAAGGUCCAAAUGGGCCCAACAACAACAACCAAGGUCCAAAUGGUCCAAAUGGCCCUAAUGGAGGAGAUGGUCCAGGUGGUCCAAAUGGAUCCAAUGGCCCCAAUGGUCCAAAUGGACCUAAUGGUCCGGAUGGUCCCAAUGGCCCCGAUGGUCCAAAUGGUCCCAACGGCGAAGGACAAGGUCCAGCUGGUCCGGAUAGUGGAAAUCAGGGACCAAACGGCCCCAACGGCGAAGGACAAGGUCCAAAUGGACCCGAUAACAACAAUCAAGGUCCUAGCGGUCCAAAUGGACCCAAUGGACCAAGUAGCCCUAACGGACCCAAUGGCCCAGAUGGAUCAGGUUCGCAAUCGAACCAGACACAGUCAACCAUCCCACCGUGUCAACAGCCUUCAACAACUAGUGCACCAGCCGUACCUGCUGGAUCAAACGGAGUCUGCGAACGAGAAGGAUUUAUGGAACACGAAUCUAACUGCAAAAAAUUCUACCGCUGCGUUGAUAAUGGAAAUGGUGGUUACACUCGGUAUGAGUUCAGUUGCGGUGCUGGCACUGUUUGGGACAAUGAUAUUUUGGCCUGCAACCACCCUGACUCCGUUCAAAACUCUAAGUGUGGCUCAGGAACUGGUGGACGUCCUGAGGGAGGAAGUCCUUCUGGGCCAGGUAAUACCUAUCUACCACCAGAUUCAUCUAGCACUACUGAAGCUAUGUCGUCGUCAUCAGAAAUGUCCACUGAAGGUUCAACAACUGCUGGUAGCGUAGAUAGUACCAGCGAAACCCAACAAAUGGUGACUGAAGGAGCUACUUCAGCUGCGGAAUCCACGACUAGCUCUGGACAAGAAGCCACAAGUGCUGCAGGCCAGGAAACUACCGAAGCUCCAAAGGAGGAAACCACCGCAUCAGCGCAAGAAACUACAUCCGCUUUGGUUGAGCAGACCACCACUGUCUCUAGUCAAGAAACAACCGCUUCCAGCCAGGAAACAACUUCUACAGCGCCAGAAGAAUCGACAACCGGACAAGCAGAAACCACCCAAUCUGGAGCAAGUACUACUCAACCUGGAGAAACCACAACAUCCGAAACAACUGAACAAACUACAGAAACUCAAUCAGCCACAACUCUUUCUCCGGAAGGUUGUAACUCCGAAGGAUUUAUGAAACAUGAUAGCGAUUGUAAAAAAUUCUAUCGAUGCGUAGACAACGGUAAGGGUGGCUUCAACAAAUACGAAUUCUCUUGCGCUGAUGGAACGGCAUGGGAUCAGAGCAUCCAAGCUUGUAACUACGAAUAUGAAGUGCCAAACUGCGGAGCUGAUCGCCCACCGGAGCCUACUCCUGAACCAGACGCCCAGAGCACUCAGUCACCUCCUGGAUCGGAAAAUCAAAUGACAACCACUACAUCGGCAGCGGAAAGUACUACGCAAGCACAAGAAUCUAGCACUACUGAAGCAGCACAGGAAAGCACUACGGCGAUUCAAGAAUCUACCACUUCAGCCAGCGAAACAACUACACUGACUCAAACUGAAACUGCCCAAACAGAUAGUACUACUUCAGCCCAAGAAACAAGUACUGGCUCAGCUCAGGAAACAACAACAUCUGCAGCACAGGAGACUACGACCACAGCAGCAGCUCAAGAAAUGACUACCACGGCUACUCAGGAAACCACCACAGCCGUGGCUCUAGAAACGACUACCACAGCAAUUCAAGAAACGACUACCGAAGGAACCCAAGAAACGACUACCGCAGCAGCUCAGGAAACAACGACAGCAGUGGUUCAAGAAACCACCACUGCCAGCCAAACUACACCUGUGGAAUCAAUGACUACGACGAACUCACCUCAGGAAACGACAACUUCGGAAACUCAGAUUACAACUGAUGGAGCUGUGGAGAAUACGACCUCUGAAGAAAAACAGGAAACAUCUACUAAACCUGCUGAAAGCACCACCUCUGGGCAAGAAAUGACUACCAGUCAACCAUCCACCGGAGAGUGCACAUCAGAAGGCUUCAUGGGUGAUCCAAACAACUGUAAGAAGUUCUACCGCUGCGUCGAUAACGGCAAAGGUGGCUACACCAAGUAUGAUUUCACUUGCGGCGAUGGAACGGCUUGGGAUCAGAGUCUCCAGACGUGCAACCACGAUAAUGUAGUUGAAAUGUGCGGUGGUCAAUCUACAGGCGAGCCAAGUGCCACCACAACGAAUGCUCCACAAAUGGAAACGACUACCGCUGGUCAGGAAAUGACUACCGCUGGACAAGAAACGACUACUGCUGGACAGGAAACGACUACCGCUGGAGAGGAUACGACUACCGCUGGACAGGAAACGACACCUGCACAGACUGGUCAGGAAACUACCACACAGGCAGGUCAGGAAACAACGACACAGGCAGGUCAGGAAACAACGACACAGGCAAGUGGGGAGACAACCACGAUGGCCGGUCAGGAAACCACGAUGCAACCGGAUACAACUACACAAGGGUCACAGAUGACUACCACGGAUGAGUCAAUGACGACUCAAGAAUCAACCGAAGGAACAACUCAACCAACUGCUGAGACCACCACACAGCCUGCAGUGGAAACUACUGCUCAAACGACUGAAGCUGGACAAGAAACCACCGCCCAAGCUGUCACUGAUCCAGCACAGGAAACAACCUCACAGCCUUCAGAAGGAACUACUCAACCAAGUCAGGAAACUACAACCUCAGCUAUGGUAACAGAAUCCCAAACCGAACCAGCUACUGAACCAUCUGGUAUGGAAACAACUACCCAAGGUACCCAGAAGCCGCCAUCUUCCGGUUCAGGAGACUGCCCUCCAGUUGGUGACGGUCAAGCUCUGUUCGUCUGCCCAACUGGUUUCCGUCGACAUCCCCAGGAUUGUAGCAUGUUCUACCAGUGUACGCAGAAACCGAACAGCAUGGAUUACAGCAUAACGGUAUUCAGCUGUCCGAACUCAACAGUCUACCACGAAGAAGGAAUUCAGUGCAACGAACCAGCCCCUGGAGAUGAGCAGUGCCAAUCGCCAAGCAUGCGAUUCCUGCGCAGUGCCAUUGGACCACAGGUUCAAGUCAUGCAACUACGCUCAACGAAACCACUCUGCCCAGCAGAGGGUCAUUUCGCGUUAGAUGACCAGAAGUGCAGCUCGACAUUCGUACGCUGCUUAGCUGGUGAAGGCCGAAGCGAUGGCAGCCUUCAGCCGAACAUGUACCGCUGCCCGAAGGGCUACGUCUACUGGGGCGUAAGCCGCCGCUGCGAACGGGUAGCGAAAAUACCCGAAUGUCAGAACGCACCUAUGCAGGAGCGGUCCGAACUGCCGGUCGAAUGGAUCAACAUUGGCAACCGGCGAAGAAGUUUGUUCUGAGCUUCUCUUCGGAAAUACUCUGAUGUGUGCAGAACGAAACCGAUUAGUCAACGACCUUUCAGACGACAACGAGACGAGACGCACGCUUAGUUUGAUAAGUUAGUUGUAGUGAUUUUAGAAAUAUUCCACUAACUAUCCUGUUACUACAGAAAAGCUGCCACCAACAGGACUGAUAAAGUAACAAUUAUCCGCUGAUCAAUAUUUCCACAUCGAAAAUUACUAAUCCCAAAAGACACGAGCUUAGUACAAGAGAGAUUUAAGUGACAAUUGCGACAUCUAUCUAGUUCUAGUCAGAAAGAUGUCAUAUUUUUAUGAAACGCCACUUGAAAGCCAUAUAUCCAAGAUCCAAGACAAUUCCAGAACGAGAAAGUAAGUCAAUCUAACCCCCCGUAUAGGUAUUUAUUACAAAUGUAAAUAUCUGCUAGUGAAGGAGUGAAAAUAGCAUCUAGAAUGUUUUCAUAGGAUUCAAAUUUGUGCAACCACUAUUCGCAUCCAGUUCGUGACACAUUUGUCUUGACGUGACUUGACAGCUGCGCACUGAGCAGUGAUCAACAACAGUAACGGUGGCCAUAAUCUUUUCUUGCAAACGAGCCUCUCUUGCUCCGGUUGACGUCGAGCAAAAGAGAGAUGAUUUCAUUGUUUUCGAGAAAGAUGCCCCUAAAC